CAACAACCCCAAAUCACCGCAAAUCCCCUCUCUCUCUCUCUCUCUCUCUCUCUCUCUAAAAAACAUAACACAGCAUUCAUUCAAUUGCAUUCAAUUUAGGCACCUACUACUGCGUUUGCUCUCUCUCCCAUCACCACUCCACCAUACAUAUAUACACACACAUAUAGAUUGAUAUACAUACAGUGAGAGAGAGAGAGAACACACACAGAGAGAGAGAUGCAGCCCCUUGUUCCCAGACUCCCCACUCUAAGUCUCCACGUGCCCCUCACGUUCCUCUCAUUUAGCACUCUUCUCGUGGCAUCUCCCUCUUAAAUACCAGCCCCCAACCUCGCAGCAAUCUCUUUCUCUCUACUCUGAUAUUUCGUUUUCCUUCUCUUUAUGCCUAGCGCAUUUGGUCUUAUGGAGACGCCACCACCUCCAUUCUUCACCGUACCCGGCGCCGCAACCACCGUGGCUUUACCUCCGCCGAUCCCCUACGCCGGAGACGGCCCCUCUACCUCCCCCUCCUUCUCCAUCAUAAUAGUGGUCAUCAUCAUAGCCUCCGCCAUCAUUGUCUCCGCCUCCAUCUACCUCCUCCUCCGCUGCUUCGGCCGCCGCUCCUUGUCCGCAGCAGACGACGUCGUCGUCUCCUCCUCCCACCACGCGCGCCACCACAACCGCUGCGAUCUCCUCGCGCAACAAACCGACGACGAUCUCAACAGCUCUCUCCCCGUCUUCACGUUCGGCUCCGUCACCGGCAACAUCGUCGGCGGCGACUGCGCCGUCUGUCUGUCCAAGUUCGAGCCCAACGACCAGCUCCGGUUACUCCCCCUCUGUUGCCACGCGUUCCACACGCAAUGCAUCGACGCGUGGCUGUUAUCCAAUCAGACGUGUCCUCUGUGCAGGUCCACCGUACAUCCCACGGAGACCGACGUAAUGAAUAAAAUCCUCUCCUCAUCCGCCCCCGCCGCCGGAGGAGAAGGAAACAGUUUCCGCAUCGAGAUCGGGAGUUUGAGCCGGCGACGAGAGUCCGGCGGCCGGAGAUCGUACUCGGUCGGCUCGUUCGAGUACAUUGUCGACGAAGGAGGCCACGAGGUUGCCGUCGAGUUGACUCACCGCCGAGGAGUCUCGGAUGAUAAGGAGUCGACGGGAGUUCCGCCGCCUGGAGAUGGUUUGGCCGGGGAAGUCGCCGGGCGGAGCUGGUUGAGAGAUUACGUGGAUCGAAUCGCGUCGAUUUCGUCCCGCACGCUGUCGUUUCGGAGCUCCGGUAGGUUUUUCACCGGCAGCAGCAGGCGGAGCGACGCCGUUGAGGAUUUGGAGGCAAAUCGUGUUGGAGAAGAGAUCAGCGAGUUGUUUCGGUGGGUCUCUGGGGUAUAAUUGUAAAUUCGUUUCUCCGAAUUUGUAGUAAUUCCAAAUUUUGCUCCUUCCACUCCUGUGGUUUUAGGAGUGGAUGUAGUAAAAAAAUGGAAUGAUUCAUUUUCAUAUUCUUCCCUUUCGGAUCAUAUAUACAGAAUCUAUAAAAUAGGUAGGUAUUAGUACUAUUUGGAGUAGAGAUUUCUUUGGGCCAUAAUUGUAAUUCCAACUUUUGCUCCUUCCACUCUUAAAGUUAAGAGUGGGUGUAACAAAAAAUGGGAUGAUUCUGAAUUCAUCAGUUUCCCUUUCGAAUCAUAUAUACAGGAUCUAUAAACUAGAUUGUUAUUA
This is a messenger RNA of Rhododendron vialii, 1680 nucleotides long. Its product is annotated as E3 ubiquitin-protein ligase ATL4-like. The record is from RefSeq and is a predicted model, not a curated record. The transcript has a single exon. The coding region runs from base 379 to 1356 and encodes 325 amino acids. Lineage: Eukaryota; Viridiplantae; Streptophyta; Magnoliopsida; Ericales; Ericaceae.